Molecule: messenger RNA, 2016 nt
Organism: Arctia plantaginis
Lineage: Eukaryota; Metazoa; Arthropoda; Insecta; Lepidoptera; Erebidae
Source: the annotation of a GenBank genome assembly
AUGAGUAUAAUGACGUCAGGAUCGAAUUCGAAAUUUAUCAGAGAAGUGAAAGUAAAUGGGAUACCAGUUAAGACUUUUAUAGACCUUGGUAGUGAGGUCUCGCUUAUGCAACAGACUUUGGCAUCUUCUCUCGGACUUGCUUGUAGUUAUCCUCCUAGACUCCUUAAGGGUUUUGGAAACAAUGUUAUUAGCUCCAUUGGUGGAGUUAGGGUUGAUCUGUGUGUUGACGAUGCUAUGAAAUCAGCGCUGAAGGCGUACGCCCUGGAGAUAAGAAAAUUCGAUGUGUUCUCGACUUUUCCUGUCCGACCAAUCCGCAUUCUGUUCGCCAAUUUUUGGGUAUUUUUGUGUGUCAAGAUGGCUCAAGUAUGUGACAAGGAUGUUAAAGCUAUCAGAGUCUGGCUUGCGAAAGAACCACAUUUGCCGAAAAAUUUCGAGGACGUAACAAUCAAGAAAUUCCUCUUCAGUUGCAACUGCAGCUUAGAGAGAACCAAAAAAUGCAUUGACGAGUUUUGUACGCGGAGAGCCCAAAUGAUCGAGGUUUUUUCAAACAGGGAUCCUUUAGCAAAGGACAUUCAACACGCUUUUAUGACUACAAAUGUCACAUGCUACAUGGAUGGAACUGACGAGAUUCUGAUACACGAGCUAAGGGUAGCACCGAGCGAAUACGACUUUUAUGCUUUUUUGAAAGCUUUCUCCUUACAAGCCGAUGAUUGGAUCGAGCGCGAACGUGAAGUCUUACCUGAAAACCAUGUAGUUAUAUUAGAUAUAAAACUAUACACUCUAAAACUGGUGGCCAAAUCAAAUAUAUUCUAUUUUCAAAAAUUUAUUCUUUUCUUAUUGGAUGCCAUGCCAGUUCGGUUGAAACAAGUUCAUAUUAUUAACUGUCCGUCGUUCUAUGAAUACUUGCACAACUUGGUUAAGCCAGCGCUACCUGAUUACAUUUGCAAUAUGAUCCAUUUCCACUCAGAUCAUACAGGUUUAUACACGUUCAUAAAUAGAGAAAAUUUACCUAAGGACUAUGGUGGGGAUUGUCAGGAUAUGGCUGAACAAAAUGCGUUUUGGGUGAAACAAAUUUGUGAAAACAGAAAAGUAUACCUGGAUGACAACUUCUGGAAGGCAGACCUCGGACAAAAAGUGAAAUAUGUGGAAAUUAAACACGAUUUUGCUAUCAAGAUGUCUCAAGUAAGUGACCGGGAUGUGGAAACCAUUAAAAACUGGCUUGCAAAAGAGACACAUUUACCGAAAAAUUUCGAUGAUGUAGCAAUCAAGAAGUUUCUCUACAGUUGUCACAAUAGCUUGGAGAGGACCAAGAAAUGCAUAGAAGAACAAUGUAUGCGACGAGCCAAUAUGCCUGAGAUUUUCACCAACAGGGAUCCACUAUCUCAAAGACUUCAAAAUGCACUUUCGAUCACAUCUGUGACAACAUAUAAGGAUGGUAAAGAUGAGAUCCUGUUCCACCUGCUGAAGGAAGUGCCGAGCAACUUUGAUUUCUACGACUGCUUAAAGACUUUUACGUUGCAAGUCGACAUCUGGAUCAAACUCCCGUUUGAUGUUCUACCUGAAAACCAUAUCGCGGUAUAUGACAUAAAACAAUAUACCCUGAAGCUCGUGGCUAAAGCUAAUAUUUUCUACUUCCAAAAGUUUAUUCUUUACUUAUUGGAAACCAUGCCAGUUCGUUUGAAACAAAUCCAUGUCAUAAACUGCCCAUCGUUUUACGAGUACCUGUACAACCUAGUCAAACCUACGUUACCCGAAAAUGUUUGCAAUUUGAUCCACUUUCACACAGAUUAUACAGGCCUACACAAGUUUAUAAAUAAAAAAAAUCUGCCAAAGGAAUAUGGAGGUGAUAGCGAGAGUAUGGCACAUCAGAACGAGAGUUGGAUCAACCAUAUUAAUGGAAAUAGAAAAAUGUUCCUGGACGACAGCUUUUGGAAGGCCGAUCUUAGCCAGAAAGUAUCGAACAGUGGCGUAGAUACGUCUAUGAAUGGAUCCUUCAAAACGCUUCAAUUCGAUUGA